This is a messenger RNA of Pneumocystis carinii B80, 1680 nucleotides long. RefSeq lists its product as hypothetical. The transcript is spliced from 6 exons. The record is from RefSeq and is a predicted model, not a curated record. Gene Ontology annotation, biological process: maturation of SSU-rRNA from tricistronic rRNA transcript (SSU-rRNA, 5.8S rRNA, LSU-rRNA). NCBI's taxonomy places the organism in Eukaryota, Fungi, Ascomycota, Pneumocystomycetes, Pneumocystales, Pneumocystaceae. Gene Ontology annotation, cellular component: small-subunit processome; nucleolus. The coding region runs from base 1 to 1680 and encodes 559 amino acids.
AUGAAAAAGGAGCGUAUUAUUAGUUCUAUUAAUAGGCAUCAAAAUAUUGAAGAAUCAGAGGAUAAAUUUGAAUCAGGGAAAGAUAAGAUUAUUAUAGAUAAUAAUCAUGAUUUAGAAGAGGAGAAUGAUUAUUGGAGUGCUACAGAUGAAGAGGUUCUUAAAAUAGAUGUAACAUCAUCAGAUGAAGAAGAAGAAGAAGAUAAUGAAGAAGAAGAAGAAGAUGAUAUUGUAUCAGAGGAUCGGAAUGGUAUAGAAUAUAACAGUGAGGAUGAGGAAGAAGAAGAUCAAGAGAAUUGGGGAAAAUCUAAAAAAAAUUAUUAUGACGCAGAUUUAUUAUCAGAAGAAGAAGAUAUUAUUGAAGAAGAAAAGGAAGCAUUAAGGCUUCAAAAGCUUUAUCUUUCAAAACUAAAAAAAGAAGAUUUUAUAGAAGAUUUGGAAGAUUGGGAAGAAAAAGAAAUAAAUGAGAAAAAAAUAGAUCAAAGUGAAGUGGUUACAGAGGAGCUAUUGUUAAGUAUUCCAGAUGAUUUAUCGAAUGAAGAAGCUAUUAAUUAUUUAAAAAAAAUAUAUCCAGAAUUUUCAUCAUUUAGUAAAGAAUAUUGUUAUCUUUUUCCACAAUUGGAUCCAUUGAGAAGUUCAUAUGAAAAGGCAGUGGGAUCAGAGUUAAAAAUUUUGGAAAUGAAAUUUUUUACAUUAUCGGCAUAUCUUGGUGUAUUAGCUAUGUAUUUUUCAAUAAUAGUAGAUCCAGAUAGAGAUAUAGGUUCUAUGAAAGAUCAUCCUAUUAUGAUUAAUAUUAUGCGUUGCAAGGAGUUAUGGGAAAAAGUAGAAAAUAUUGAUAGUAAUAUGGCAAAGAUAGAAACGAAAACGCAAUCAGAAGAAUCAAAUACAAUUAAGAAUGAGACAAAUAUACAAGUACAUAAUAAAAAGAAGGAAAAAAGACGACCAAAAGAAAUUAAGCAGGAAAUAAAAGAGAAUUCUAGUCCAAGCUUUGAUGAUCUUAAUAUAGUAAAUGUCGAAAAAUCGUUUCAAUCUAUGAAAAAUAUUUUUAACAAUUUAAAAAACAAUGAUGAUUACAAAGAAGAUUAUCUUAAUAUAAAUAAUUCUAAUAAUACUGUUAAGAAAAAAUCACUUAAAUUUUAUACUGCUCAAAUAAAUCAGAAAAUUGCAAAAAGAUCCAAAUUCACAAAUUCUGGUGAUACAGAUAUACCAUAUCAAGAAAAUAAAAAAGAACAUGUACGUUCUAUCAAAGAUGUUAAAGAAAAAAUAAAAGAUGAAGAUAAUAAUUUUUCAAAGUCUGAAUCCGAAUCAGAUCUACAAUCUAAUGAUUCUGAUGAAAAUUAUUAUAAUAUGUUAUCCAACACUACUAAGAAACGAAAAUUAGAAGGGAAAUUAGCUCAUGAUAUGAAAAAAGAACUAGAAAAACAAUCUAUAUAUAAUGCAGAAAAUGAAAUAAUAGACGGAAAACGAAAAAUUAGAUAUGAUAUUGAAAAGAACAAAGGAAUAAUUCCUUAUAGGCCAAAGGAAGUUCGUAAUCCAAGAGUUAAGAAAAGAAAAAAAUAUGAAACUGCUAAAAAGAAACUUGCCAGUAAAAUUCCUAUUUAUAAAGGUCCACCAAAAGAUGUAUAUAAAGGAGAAGCAACUGGUAUCAAAACACAUUUAGUAAAGUCUGUAAAGUUUCAAUAA